This is a messenger RNA of Hyaloscypha bicolor E, 1876 nucleotides long. RefSeq lists its product as uncharacterized. Lineage: Eukaryota; Fungi; Ascomycota; Leotiomycetes; Helotiales; Hyaloscyphaceae. The record is from RefSeq and is a predicted model, not a curated record. The transcript has a single exon. The coding region runs from base 157 to 1866 and encodes 569 amino acids.
GUCGUUUUACUUUCCCCCCUAAUUCUUGCCUGUUCCCUUGAGUUCUCCAUUGUUGGGCGAUAUUACAUCUUCAGAGGCUAGAUCUCUUUACAAUCAACACCCCAGCAAAGCGACGUUAACCACCACUUUGACUGUUGGACUCGAAGCACAUUCAACAUGUCGAUCCAAGGCAGUACUACUGGCGGUUCGGUUGGAUCCACUUGCCUAACUCCAGCUUUUGCAAAUCCCCUUCUACUUCCUCGGGAACUGCUGCUCAGAAGUAUCGACUGUCUACUGCCAACCGGUAGGGCCACCACCCUUGAGUCAUGGGCCGGGACACCGCAACUCGAUCGUUCCUUGGUCGAGUCGCGGACUGUCCUUUGCAACAUCUGUCAAGUUUCUCGCCAUUUUAACGCCAUAGUCACAAGCUUCCUCUACAAGGUCAUGGUCUUGAAAAGUCGAAGGGAGCUACUUUGCUUUUUCCGUACCCUAUUAAGCGCACGACAUCUACGACCGCUGGUGUCCUCUUUGGCGUGGGUGGGCGUUCUAUCUGGCCUGGGACCGCUAUUGCAAGUAGACGAACCGACUGAGGACGAGGAGAUGGAACGGGUAAUCUCCCAGUGUUGGAGUGGAAACGAUUGGCCACCAGCUUCUGCGGAAGACGUAUUUAUUGUUCGUCGUUUGAAUCUUGAUCCCAACAAUCCUCGGACCUUUCGGGCUUUUCAAAUCCUUGGAGCUAUUCUAGGAAUGGCUUCCCAGCUUAAAGCUCUUUUCACCCUCCUUGGAUCGGUCUCGGAUGGAGUUCUUCAGAGAGGACGGAUACCUCAAUGUCCGGAACUUCUCAGCAUUGGAAGACUACUAGCUCCCGAGACAUGGAUGUAUGGGAGAUAUGAGUCGGCAAAUAUUGUCGAUCUUCCACCGAUAUUACUGCACAUCCUCCAAUCACUCCGAACGAUUACACUCGAGCCUCACUACGAGAAAAACACGCAAAUCUAUUACCCUACCUCCGUUCUUGAGCUGAUCACUCGGUCCUGUCCAUAUCUCGAACGUAUCGAAAUUAAGGGAAUCAACCACUGGAGAUUAAUGUUUUCCAAUAACACCAGGUCAGAAGAACUAAAACCGGGGUUGGUCAAUGGAAAUGCAAAAGAGUUGAUUCUUCGUCGGGCCUGGCAUCCACAGUCUAGCUUACCCGUUAUUGGGUCCGUAUUUCCCAAUCUCAGACAGUUGUAUGCUGAAUGGGAUGAUGGAUCAAACGAUACAUGGCCGGGCAGACAUUGGCCAACGGAUAGGGAUAUUUGCAAAGGACUCUCUAGACUGGAACAGACCCUCGAAGUUCUACACCUGACCACGACACCAGGAAGUUCAUGGCAACGGUCCAACUUUCCGUCCCUCUUAUCUCCAGCUCUAGGUCGGAUGAAAGCGUUGAAUCACCUUACAACCGAAACCCUCUGGCUGUUUGGCAAAACCAGCCCCUCCGCACUGGAUAUCGAGUCCCUUCUCCCACCUUUUCUAGUCAGCCUCCAUUUGGUUGACUAUUGGGGUGUUUCCGAAUGGGAGGAAUUCUAUCCUGACUUCUCUGAUGGCUCUAAUCCGCUUGAGUUUCUAACAAAAACUAUGCGAUACCUUCAUAUUGGAUGCUGCACGGUUUUAUCUGACCUCAAAGCAGUCAGAAUAACGUCUCCUUUAUUUUCCUGCUUCUUUGGUGGAGGUACUCAGUAUGGUUUAACAGUGGAUAAUUAUCCGGAAGAUGUACAGAAUUUUAUAGAUACUUUUCUACAGGUGUUUGCGGAGGCUAGUAUUGAGUUCUCUAUAGCUCUCUAUAAUGCCCUCGAAACCCAUGGCCAAUGGCCAUGGUCUCGUAUUUCUUCAUUGCCCUUAGUUAUUUAAUAUAAUUUCU